AUGUUAUCUACUGAUACCCAAAGGACAAAUCAAUCAACAAUAGAUAUGAGCGCCACAACUACCAUUGCAACUCCAAACGACACAAUACCGAGCCAUCAGCAAAAUGAUAUUGCAACGAAGAGACAAGCAGCACGACGAACAGAACAACAACGUCGGCGCCAACGAAGACAACACAAACAAAGAGCACUGCCAUGGCAACAAAUAUACAACCGAUAA
Messenger RNA from Rotaria sp. Silwood2, 216 nucleotides. The record is from the annotation of a GenBank genome assembly. NCBI's taxonomy places the organism in Eukaryota, Metazoa, Rotifera, Eurotatoria, Philodinida, Philodinidae.